Molecule: messenger RNA, 1962 nt
Organism: Kwoniella botswanensis
Lineage: Eukaryota; Fungi; Basidiomycota; Tremellomycetes; Tremellales; Cryptococcaceae
Exons: 11
Coding region: 1-1962 (653 amino acids)
Biological process (GO): protein phosphorylation
Molecular function (GO): ATP binding; protein kinase activity
Source: RefSeq, a predicted model, not a curated record
AUGGACUUUGAUAUCAUACCUUAUGAGGACAUACAGUGGGGUCACAGAUUAGGAGCAGGUUCUUUCGGAUCAGUAUAUAAAGGUUCUUACCUUGGUAUCGAUAUUGCCAUUAAGGAGGUACUCCCUUCGACGGAAUAUGAUGUCCAUAAGUACUUUGAGAGGGAGUGGAGGAUUAUGAGAGAAUGUAGACAUCCUAACAUAGUGUUAUUUUUGGGAUUAUCAAAAGCUCCAGGGGGCGAUGACAGGGUGUUUAUCAUAUCCGAGUUCGUACCCCGCGGAAAUUUACGUCAAUACAUCUUAUCUUCCCACCCCUUCCCUUGGAGAUUGAGAUUAUCAUUCGCGACCGACGUAGCGAGAGCAGUGGCCUAUCUUCAUGCCAGGCAGUGUAUACACCGCGAUCUGAAAGGCGAGAAUCUAUUAAUCACAUCCAACGAAAGAGUGAAGGUCACAGACUUUGGAUUUGCUAGAAUUGCUUCCAGGAAUGCGGAUGAGAUGCGUAGGAUGACCUAUUGCGGUACUGAUGGGUAUAUGAGUCCAGAAAUUAUCAAUGGCUUGGAAUUUGAUUUACCAACUGAUGUGUUCAGUUUGGGGAUAAUAUUCAUUGAGAUCAUGUCUAGAAGAUUGGUUGAUUCGAAGACGUACACGCGCCAAGCACCUCAUUUCACUCCUGAUCCAUCCGAGGUGAUCCGCCGAGCUUCACCUGGCUGUCCUCCAGCUCUCAUUUCAUUGGCAUUAUCAUGUACUCAGGAAGACCCAAACCAUCGACCCAAGAUGCCAGAGGUGUUAACGAAAUUACGUGAGAUCGAGGUCGAGGUACUAUCUAAAUUGGAUGAUCCCACUUCCGAGCAUGUCGGGUCGAUAAGACUAGUUCACAGGGGCGGGAAGAGGGCGAUGCCGAUAUUUGACGGAGGCGAUCGAAAUGAUCAUCCAACCAAUAUGAAUCAAAUAGGGGAAGAAGAGAAAGAUAGGAAAGAUGAAGAGGAAGUAUUGAGGAAAUUGGCUGAGAUUCAUCUAGAUAUCUCUGGGAAAGGAGCUUUAUCAGGUUUAUCCAAUUCUUCGAGUAUAAGUGGAAAUGGAAAUGGGAGCGAUCAAUUGGAUGAUAAUGAGAAAUGGAGAACUGCCAGAUGGAAUGAUCUUGGUUUCACACCUAAUGAUAGUAUACUCACCUUCAAGACGGCAAGCAGCGAUGUCAAAGGUCAAGAGCCUCUAUUGGCUUCUUCAGAAAGUGGAUCGUCCUUUGGUUCAGCGAAAGAUAGUAACAGCAACGGUCAAGGAUGGUCGAGCUUCCUGGGAGCUGGGUCUGCUUCUGGCGAACCAGUACAGACAGCUUCUGUGCUUAGAGCUGCGACACCCGGUUCAACUUCAGAAAUCAAGACGGAUGAUGAAGAAGAGGAGAUGGGCUCGACGAUAACUAUCAAAGGGCACCCUACCCCGCCUGUCACCCAACAACCCAAACUGAAUCAUCCAGAAUCCACUCCUGUAAAGCCAACAGCUCGAGAAGUGGAUCAUGCUCUCGAUAUCAAAGACGAUAUCGCCACUGCUACUGUCGAUACUACGAUAUCGGAAAUUGAAAGUAUCCCUUCAUUACCUACUUCCAUCACUCCUAUCAAACGUAAAGACCAGAAACCUAAAUCACCUAUCAAGACCAGUGCGUUGGCCACGCAUAGAUUCACGUUGGUAGAUAAAGAUAGUGUACCUCUGAUUAAUGGUAAAAAGGCUUUAUCCUCAAAUUUCACAUCGACGUUCGCAUUCGCUUUCUUCCCUAGGGCACUGGCCCCUACCCCUUCACCAAGUAAGAAUGAUAACCUCGCUCCGGGUGGAGGUGGGAAGUGCGCGGUGUGCAUGAAGAAGAUGGGUGGUAGAGCGGGUUUACAAUGUGAUGAUUGUCAUCUGAUCGUGCAUGUCAAAUGUUCUCAUAAUGCACCUAGGAACUGUACAGGUGGAGAUGGCAAGAUCCACUAG